UUUCAGAUUGAUAAAUCAUGGCGGAUUACGAGCAUAACAGAAGAGGAGGCAGCGACGACGGAGGGCCGGAGGAGGAGGGAGGCAGAGUGAAAACUAAGCCUGUCUCUUGUAGCACUGUGGGAGGAGAGGGGACAGCAGUCAAACGCACAUCCCAGCAUCUCACACCUGAGGAUGAGGACGAGUCCUCAGCAGACCCACCAGCACCCCGCAAAGUCUCCAAAAUAGGCUUUAGCAUGAGCAGUCAGAUGGGGAAGAAGUCCAACCCCAUAUCUAUCAAACUUGGAGCAACAAAACCCAAAGAGCCUGCACCAUCAGUUCCACCAAAAAAGCCAGGGCUGGCAUCUGUUUUUAAUGAAGAUGAUGAUAGUGAACCUGAGGAGAUGCCUCCAGAAGCAAAAAUGAGGAUGAAGAACAUUGGCAGGGAGACGCCAACAUCUGCGGGACCAAAUUCCUUUAACAAGGGCAAGCAGGGUUUCUCUGAUCAUCAAAAACUUUGGGAGAGGAAGAUGAAAGCCCAAGCAGACAAACUGUAAAUCACUACCACAGUUUUUGUCACUCAUUGAUAAUUUCCUAUAGUUUAAACCUUGUGUCAAAGAUAUCUUAGAAGGCUCAAUUUAUUCUUCACUGCAACCUCUGUUUUGAUAACUUCUCAACUUUGGGGACAUUGAAGAAUACUUUAAGUCUUCGAUGAUACUCAGUGACUGAAAUCACAUUUACAUUUCUUACCACUACCGACCGAUGCUAACUGAGAGGUACCAGAGGUGUGAGGUGUGUAAACCCUCUGUGGUGAGAGGUGCAGAGAGGGCUGCUGGAGAUAUGGGACAAACAAAGUAGCCAGAAUAUUGUUUAAACUGCGUAAAGAGAAAAUCUGGCAUCUUAGAGCCCUCAUGCCCCCUUUUUGACAUGUUUGUUCCUAUCUGAAGCUGGUUGGGUUUGAUCCUGAGCAAGAUCUGAGUGUCGCUUGUCAAAUCUUUAUGUAAAAAAUGUACAUAGAAGUGUGAUGUUUUAUUUUUUAAUCGACAAAUUGGAGUGUGUGAGUGUUAUGUUACUGUGCAUGUGCGUGCGGCAUAGAUUAGACGUACAGAUGGAUUGUUUUGUUUCAUUUAGUUUCUCAACAUCAAUGUACAACCCUUUUGUUUUCACCAGCUGUGCCACCUCAUAGGUAAAUUGUUUUUGUUAGUUUUAGGUUUGUGCCAGUAUUUCUGGUUUGCUUUGUAUUUCUGUUUGCUUCUCUGAAACUGAAACAUGUGGCUGUGAUCUUUUGAAUGUUCACAAUGGAAGGAUUGCUAACGUGUUUUUAUUUGACACCUGUGUGAAGACAGCUGUCACAUAUAUACCAGGGUGCUGGUAACACUCAAAUAAUUUACAGGAGGUUAAAAAACAAGUUACACUUUUACAAACUCUUUUUAUCACCACUUUUACAUCAGAAAGCCCACAAUACAGAAAUAUCCCUUUCUGUCAGAUAAAUGUUGUACCCCAGUGAUUCCCCCUGUGCCUGACUGAAAGUCCCCUCGAUUCAAAAUAUAAACUGAGUUUCUGAGUUUCACAGUAAUAUCCACUGCUACGACCUGUUUUAUCAGACAACUCUCAAGUACAUAUUUCAAAGUCAGUCAAAUAAAGGUUUUGGGUAAUCUG
This is a messenger RNA of Plectropomus leopardus (leopard coralgrouper), 1635 nucleotides long. RefSeq names its product PEST proteolytic signal containing nuclear protein (gene pcnp). Gene Ontology annotation, cellular component: nucleus. The record is from RefSeq and is a predicted model, not a curated record. Gene Ontology annotation, biological process: protein ubiquitination; proteasome-mediated ubiquitin-dependent protein catabolic process. Lineage: Eukaryota; Metazoa; Chordata; Actinopteri; Perciformes; Serranidae.